GCCUAAAAUCCCUUAGCGAAGCAGGAAAGGAACACGUAUAUUUUUUGAGCAACACGUUAUCAAACUGACGUGUUAUCAAAUAAUUACAUUUCGAUGUUCGCGAUUCAAAUAUGUUUUUUGUCUUAAUUUUUGAAUUUGUGUCGUGUUCUAAGUUUUAAACUCGUAAUUAUCUCUAAUAUGUUAAAAUUUUAACCUUGAUACUAUACUAAUAUGUAAAGUCAUAAAUAUUUAAACUGCAAUGUUAAUCAAAACUUUAUGGAUUUUAAUUUGUGUUCUGGAGAUUACUAGUCAAAAAAAUCAAGACAAAGAAGACGUGUUUGUUCCAACUCGAGAAUGGCAAGUUGUUAAAAAGGGACAAAGUAUUCCAAAAGGACUUCAUAUCAGAGUAAAUUUUGAAACUGGUGUUACUGAAGCAAAACUUUUAGAUAGAGAUGAUGAAGUAAGUAGAAACAAUGCAUUGUUAGAAGUGCCUCAAGAAAAGAAAGACGAUGAAGAAUUUUUGAAGCCAGAGAAUAUUAAAGAAACACUGAAAAAAAUUAAAGCAGAUGACAUAUUAAAAGUUGAUGAAAUAAAGGACGUUAAAGGAAAGUUUCGAAGCUAUGAAGACUUAAAAAAGGAAAUGAAUUCUUUAAAUUUAACUCCUAAAAUUGAUGCAGAAAUUUUAACAGAUCUAUUUAAACAAUUCGAAGACGAAAUGGAAAGAGAAAAAAUUAAUAUUUACACUAUUAUAAGAAUUCUAGAAGAUCUUGAUUUUUUAGCUCACCAGUUUGACAAUGCUUUAGAAUUUGUUCGUCAGAAUGGAUUUAAAGAAAUUAUCUAUAAAAAUUUGAAUUCAUCUGAUAGUCAAAUAAAACAAGAAACUUUAAAAUUAUUUGGUUCUUUGGUACAGAAUAAUGGCAAAGUUCAAAUACAUGCUUUAGAAACUGGCAGUAUAGGUAUUUUAUUAAGGAUUUUACAUUUAGAAUCUGUAGAUGUUAAAAGUAGAGCCAUAUAUGCUCUCAGUUGCCUACUGCGAAGAUUUCCUUUAGCCCAAUUAAGAUUUGUAGAAAAUGGAGGAAUAUCUGUUGUCACAGAAAUUUUAGAGAAAGACCCUGUUAUAAAAGUUCAAAUUAAACUAAUUACUCUUAUGAAUGACCUAUUAAUAGAAAAUAUACAGGCUCUUAAAGAUAAUUCCAAUGAAAACCAAAAUUUUCUAAUUAGUCAGUAUCAACGUAUAAAUUUAGAAAAUUUAUUACUCAGUCACGGAUGGUGUGAGUACUUGAACAAACUGUUAUAUUCAUUAAUUGCAGCUGAUCCAGAUGACCAUGAUUCAAUAGAAAAAUGUGUACUGGCUAUGCAUACUGUUACAAAUAAAUGCGUACAGCAAUACAGCGGUGAUGUCUUGAUGCGGCUGCAAGAAAGAUAUAGAAGUUUAGCUUUAAACGAUCUAGAUAGAAGUGAUGAGUUAAGCAAUAGUGACUUUUUUACAAACUUGCAUGAUCUAUGUGGGGAUAUGGUGCAGCAGAAAAAUAUUAAGACUGAAUUGUAAGAUCAUAAUAAAUUAUUUAUUUUA
Messenger RNA from Anoplophora glabripennis (Asian longhorned beetle), 1552 nucleotides. It is a transcript of the gene Sil1, whose product is annotated as nucleotide exchange factor SIL1. The transcript is spliced from 2 exons. The coding region runs from base 239 to 1528 and encodes 429 amino acids. The record is from RefSeq and is a predicted model, not a curated record. Lineage: Eukaryota; Metazoa; Arthropoda; Insecta; Coleoptera; Cerambycidae.